AUGGCGAGAUCGAAUAGUUCCUCUCGUGACCGGCUCUCUCUUCCACAAUCCGCAUUCAAAACCGAGGCGAUCGAAGACCCUUACCUGUCAGGUCCCUCUGACUUGGACGAAUUCUCCUUCGAUCAGCAUACAUCCGACGGAUCGUUACACCAAGGCCCUGCCAGCCGCUUCUCGCCUGUGUCACCACCAACCGUCGAGCGAAUACCAAAUCAGUCAAUGCAGAACUAUGAAUACGGCGACAAUUCCUUUGACCCGUCUAAUCUCUUUGACUACGAUCUAUCCGGCGCUUCGGAUCCGGGCAUUCUCAGCAGUGUCACCACUUCACCAGGCGAUGGUCUAUUUGGCAUCUACCCACUUCACCCUCAGAGUACAGAGGGGCACCAACUAUCAUCAUUACAAUCGCUUGCGGAGGCGACCUUGUCUUCGGCUUUCCCAAGCAUGGACAAUCAGCACCAGGACUUUGUAGCGACAGACUCGACAAAUAGCCAUCAACCUCCUAGGCUAAAUAUCUCGUCAUCUACCGAUAACAUGGAUAAACUCAGCGUCAACCCGACACCUACAUCGGUGAAGUCGCAAAGUCCAAUGGUAAAAGUAUCUACGUACUCCCGAGGCGAUUCUCCAACAAGAGAUGAGAAUCAAUGGGAAAGUCGUCGAGGCAGUCGCUCAUCCAUUCAUUUGUCCCCAAGUUUGGAAUCCAAUGAAGAACACGCAACGUACAACGAUGACAAUAACCAAUCCCAUUCCAGUCACGGAUUAAAUGCUUCACGGGCUGAGGAUGGUUCAUGGCAUCGGAAUCCAGCAACUGGGCAGGCAGGUCUGGAUCCUUCCGUGCGAGGCAACGAUUUCGUUCCUAGCCCAAAAGAUAUGGAAGAGGAGCGUCAGCGUGCUGAGAGGAAUGUUGAUAUCGAGAUCUGGUCAGCAUCUGUAUCCGCCGCCAACAGCGAUGCAGGCGAUGACUAUGGCUUUUCGUAUCAACAUUCUCGCGGAAGACCCCGAUCAGUCAGUGCCAUUGAAACGCGCCACGAUUACUUCAGUAUCAUGCAACCUGACAACUCUAACAUCCCUGGGCCUGGUCAGCUAAUUCACGAAUCCGACCCUGGGAGUGACUUCGAAACGGGAUCUGAUGAUUCUCAGCCUGGAUCAUCAAAGGGGCUUCCUUCCCUGGAAUCGUACCUUGAAGAUGAGCCACUGGCUCGUCAAUUCAUUCGCCGUUACCCGUGGAAGGACUAUGCCCAGUUUCCCCUGCCUGUUGCCACAAAAUCACAGCCAGAUAGUUCGCGAGCCGCGAUGCAACUAUACGAUGACCUUGCCAAAGAAUUUGAGACUGCUUCUCGUGUGGCCACAUGGGGUACAAAACGAUUGAAUGAUACUGAAGUCAACAAUUUGCUGGAGUCUGAUGGCUUUCUCAAGAAUUUAUCCAUUAGUAGCAAAAGCACUCUUCUAAAACUCUUGCCCAAGAGAAGCAUCAGUACCUCCAAGCACAAAAGACGACACUCCCAAGCAGGGUCGCGGCAAUCCAGCUUUGAAGCUGAGCCCCAGGAGCAAGACAGUAAAAAAGAUAGCAUGGCUGGGUCAAGAUUGUCUCGGCGAUCGAGCUUGAAUCGACCAAAAUCUCCCACUGGUGUUAUGGCGGCCGCUUUUUACGCCGGCCAAAUGGCUGCUAGUAUUGGCGGUCACGGUUCUCUUUCGACUACUCCUACUGUUUCUGGAAAAGGAAAUCUUAGCCCGGCUACCAUUAUGGAUCGCUUCAGGAUGCGAAGCAGGAGCGAAGGCUCACACGCUGCACCUAAUCUACAGGAAUUAAACAUACCCAAACCACGGCCAUCUGUUGCACAGGUGCCUUCGCCCGUCGCAAAACUAAAUACUCCUGUAGACGGGGAUGAGGCUGAUGAGGACGAUGAUGAUUCGAUGGAUGAUAAAGGUCUUCACAUGGACCUGACUCCCUCGCAAGAGAAAGUUAUACCUACUCCGGAAGGUUUCAAAAGACAAAUCUCUACGUUGAAUCCCCGCUUAGAGCCAGCAUUGGUAGAGCGGUUCGCUGCCGAGCAAUUGCUUCGUUACAGAAAGUUGAUUGAAAAUAAAAAAAGGCAUGUUGCAGCGGUCAAAAAGGGAAAUUGCAGCGCUCGUCAUCGUUGCUUUGCGUCCGGAGGGGGGGCAGAGAUUCUUCCCCCUAGAGAAAAUGCUAAAGACCCCAACGCAACGCGUUGUCAAUUUCAAAUACCAGGAUAUGAGGCUAGCGAUGAGGAGAGUAACACAUUUAUUGAUGGGGUCAUUACUCCCGCUGGAUUUCCAACGGGCAUUCCACUUCCUCCAGUCAAGAAACUGCCUGCCGAAUUCGAAUGCACUCUGUGUUUCAAGGUGAAAAAAUUCCAGAAACCAUCCGACUGGACAAAACAUGUUCAUGAAGAUAUUCUGCCGUUUACUUGUACUUUCCCUAACUGCGGUGAACCCAAGUCGUUCAAACGCAAGGCUGACUGGGUGCGGCAUGAAACCGAGCGCCAUCGACAGCUGGAAUGGUGGGCUUGUAAUAUGGCCGACUGUGACCACAAGUGCUAUCGUAAGGACAACUUUGUUCAACACUUGGUUCGGGAACACAAACGACCUGAGCCAAAGACGAAAAAGGCAAAAUCACCCGCUGUAGGCGCUGUUGAGAGCGAUCCGGAGAUUGCAAGGCUAUGGAAACAGGUGGAUGAAUGUCACAAGGAAACCAGAAAGUCGCCCGAAGAUGAGCCUUGUCGAUUCUGUGGGAAUAUCUGCAAUGACUGGAAGAAGCUCACAGUCCACCUUGCACGUCACAUGGAGCAGAUCGCGCUUCCAGUCCUAGCCUUGGUGGAAGAGAAGUCGUCUACGACAAAAAGCCACGCGAAAAAAGUAAGGACGCCUUCAGUCGCUUCGAUCAGCCCAUCAGCAGGUGCCGAUGCAUCAAAUGUUCUUUCAAGUGAUGUUAGUAACGCCGAGGCAUCGAUAAAUAGCCCGAUGAUGGCGGGUCAAGCCUCAUUCGACGCUAGCCAGAAAACCCAGCAAUCUAGGCUCCAUCUUAACCAAAGUCAUAUGUUAUUAAGCCCGUCAGAUGCUUCGGCAGGAACAACCUACCCUCCUCCAUCACAGUAUCCGGUCACGUCACCGGCUUAUUUGAACCCUCAUUAUAUCCCGGUUCAUCGCAAUUCAAUGUCCUAUCCUCCUCCUGCUAACGUCAUGCCCGCGCGACAGCCGUCGUUUAUUCCAGCGACUAAUGGGCCUGGUCCCUACCAGUUGAGUAUUCCUACGACUACGAUCAAUGAGUCACAACAGCUUUAUUAUUCCCCUACGGCAGAGAACAUGCAUAUUUCCCAAGAGGGGAUGUUCCCCACCAUUUAUGGCAACCCGCCAGCAAUGGGCUACCAGAUUUCGACCUCCCCUGAGGGAGACAAUCUAUCUGCACCUGCGUAUAUGACGCAAGAUCACUCUCCCACUUACCCGUUUCAAUGA
Talaromyces proteolyticus is the source of this 3468-nucleotide messenger RNA. RefSeq names its product putative C2H2 finger domain protein. The transcript is spliced from 2 exons. The record is from RefSeq and is a predicted model, not a curated record. NCBI's taxonomy places the organism in Eukaryota, Fungi, Ascomycota, Eurotiomycetes, Eurotiales, Trichocomaceae. Bases 1 to 3468 code for a protein of 1155 amino acids.